GUAAAAGUAGUUUCUAUCAGUCGUGCUGUCGUGCCGGGCGUACCUAGGUUGGAAGUAGUUUAGCUGUUCGUUGUUAGUGUUAGCUGCGUAUAAUCAGUCGAGUUUCGGGAAUCAACACCGCUGCAAUCAACAUGUCGGUCCCAAGCGCACUCAUGAAGCAACCGCCCAUUCAGUCUACGGCUGGGGCCGUCCCCGUUCGCAAUGAGAAAGGUGAGAUUUCAAUGGAGAAGGUAAAGGUAAAACGUUAUGUAUCUGGAAAGAGGCCAGACUAUGCCCCUAUGGAGUCUUCAGAUGAGGAAGAUGAAGAAUUUCAAUUCAUUAAGAAAGCCAAAGAACAAGAAGCAGAACCGGAGGAACAAGAGGAGGAUUCAUCUAGUGAUCCCCGGCUGCGUCGUUUGCAGAACCGUAUUAGUGAAGAUGUGGAAGAAAGAUUGGCCCGACAUCGGAAAAUAGUAGAACCUGAAGUAGUAGGAGAAAGUGACUCAGAAGUAGAAGGAGAUGCUUGGCGCAUGGAACGAGAAGAUACCAGUGAAGAAGAGGAGGAAGAAAUUGAUGAUGAGGAAAUAGAGCGGCGCCGUGGAAUGAUGCGUCAACGAGCACAGGAGAGAAAAAAUGAGGAAAUGGAAGUCAUGGAGGUAGAAGAUGAAGGACGUUCUGGGGAGGAGUCAGAAUCAGAGUCAGAGUAUGAAGAGUACACAGACAGUGAAGAUGAGAUGGAGCCUCGCCUUAAGCCAGUCUUCAUUCGAAAGAAGGACCGAGUGACAGUUCAAGAACGGGAGGCUGAAGCAUUGAAACAGAAAGAGCUGGAGCAGGAAGCAAAGCGCAUGGCUGAAGAGAGACGAAAGUACACCCUCAAGAUUGUAGAAGAGGAGACCAAGAAAGAGCUGGAGGAGAAUAAGCGUUCCCUGGCUGCACUGGAUGCACUCAACACUGACGAUGAAAAUGAUGAGGAGGAAUAUGAGGCAUGGAAAGUUCGAGAGCUAAAAAGAAUCAAGAGGGACAGAGAAGACAGAGAAGCGCUUGAAAAGGAGAAAGCAGAAAUUGAACGCAUGCGAAACCUGACUGAGGAAGAGAGGCGAGCUGAGCUUCGGGCAAAUGGCAAAGUCAUCACCAACAAAGCUGUUAAAGGCAAAUACAAGUUUUUACAGAAGUACUAUCACCGGGGUGCCUUCUUCAUGGAUGAGGAUGAGGAAGUAUACAAGAGAGAUUUUAGUGCACCAACCCUGGAGGAUCAUUUCAACAAAACCAUUCUUCCUAAAGUCAUGCAGGUCAAAAACUUUGGACGUUCUGGUCGUACCAAAUAUACCCACCUUGUGGAUCAAGAUACCACCUCCUUUGACUCAGCAUGGGGCCAAGAGAGUGCCCAGAAUACAAAGUUCUUUAAACAAAAGGCAGCUGGAGUACGAGAUGUGUUUGAGCGACCAUCUGCCAAGAAGCGGAAAACAACCUAGGAUUCAACUAUUUAUUCUAACUGUGGGACACAAGGAGAUGUCUCAGCAUCUGGUCCUUGACAUUCUUUUACCAUUAUCACGUGGUUCUUAUAUCCACCUUACUGGACUUACUGCCGUACCUAUUACUGGGUAGUCCAGUCCUUGAAGGUGCUUUGUGAGGUUUGGACUUAAGACUAAGAAACCCACAGAAAAGCACUAUCCAGGUAGGAAUAGAAGCUGCCCACUUAACAGUUUCUGAGAAAUCUUAGGUGUCUCUGCUGUGGCUUCCCAUAUUUACUUGGGAGUAUUCAGUUUUCUUCCAUCCAUCCACUUAGCUUGUGUCAGAAAUGUGGGUGUAUUAAGUGGAAAAUGCAAUACUUCUACCUUAGGGUUAGGAGUACUAUACCAGGAAAUCUAAGCUCAUUGAAACCUGUUUUGCAUUUUUGGUUGAAGGCAACUUUUCUAAAUGAGUAUACUUUUUAUCCUUUUGUGUAUGUCAAGAAAUAAAAGAUAUACCCCAGAA
This is a messenger RNA of Marmota monax (woodchuck), 1953 nucleotides long. It is a transcript of the gene Mfap1, whose product is annotated as microfibril associated protein 1. Gene Ontology annotation, biological process: mRNA splicing, via spliceosome. Lineage: Eukaryota; Metazoa; Chordata; Mammalia; Rodentia; Sciuridae. The transcript is spliced from 9 exons. The record is from RefSeq and is a predicted model, not a curated record. The coding region runs from base 132 to 1451 and encodes 439 amino acids. Gene Ontology annotation, cellular component: U2-type spliceosomal complex. Gene Ontology annotation, molecular function: RNA binding.